This is a messenger RNA of Sitodiplosis mosellana (orange wheat blossom midge), 1956 nucleotides long. It is a transcript of the gene ND-SGDH, whose product is annotated as NADH dehydrogenase [ubiquinone] 1 beta subcomplex subunit 5, mitochondrial. The transcript has 6 exons. The record is from RefSeq and is a predicted model, not a curated record. Lineage: Eukaryota; Metazoa; Arthropoda; Insecta; Diptera; Cecidomyiidae. Bases 1262 to 1828 code for a protein of 188 amino acids.
AUUUGACAGUGUUUUGAGAUUGUGAUUGCAACACGCUGAUUUGCGGCGAUGUUGUUUUGAUUAGUUGUUUUUAAGUAAAUUAAAUUCGAAUUUGAAGAUUUAAAAUGUUCUCACAAACGUUAAGGCGAUUCGCCAAUUUACUAAGCCCUAACAAGCAAUUGCCAAUUCGCUUAUGCAGUACUGUGUUUGAACCACAAACAGCUCGGGCUGUUGCAUCACAUAAUAUUCACAAUAUUAAUGUGACGGGAAAAGUGCUGAAUAUUUACAAUUUUGAAAAUGGCACAAUGACAUUCUACAUCAAAUCUGUGUGUCCGGGUGGUUUUUAUAAAAUGCACAAAGUAUUGCUUACACAAAGAAAUGCUGUAUUGUUGGAUAUGAUGAAAACGAAUUUAGCGCUCGAGCAAAAAGUGCAUAUAGCAGGCAAAUUGAAUACGUCUCGAUUUCAAACGUAUGAUGGCAAACAUAGGAGCACUUCAGCAAUUAUGGCAACGCAAGUGUUUAUAUUUAGCGAUGGAGCAGUGGCAAAAGAUUCAAAACAUGCAUCCACAACUGAAACAGCCCCAAAUGAAGUGGCCGUGCCUGAACCAGUCAUCGAUGAGAAUUCAGUAGAAUUGUCAGGCACAAUCACAACUGGUAUUAGUGGAGGAGAUCAGUUCAAAAGUUUCACUUUGGGCACGCUUAAGGUUCCCCAUUUGAGCAGAACCGAUCCAAAGAAUGUAUCCUUCAAUCGAAUUUUUGUGUAUGACAAAUCUUUAUUUCCCACACUAAAUGGGGUACGAGUCAAGAGAGACGAGAUCUUAGUACGUGGUGAAAUAUCCUAUCGCAUGUACAAGGAAAUAUCGGGCAAAACUGUAACUUCAUCCUAUAUCAAAGCCACACAAAUCUACCGAAUAUAAAUGUCUAGUCAAUAGAAAUAGCAUCCAAUGUUGACAUUUUCGUUCAAUUCGUUUUUACUGGAAUUCAACGAGUUUCAUUGAAGAAUUUAAUGUAAUUAAAAUUGAUUGAAAAAAUAUUGUUUGAAUUGAAAUUAAUUUGUUCAUUUUAACAAAAAAAAAAAGAUUUUUUCAAUUCAUUUGAAUUUUAUGUGGGGGAGGCUCAUUUUCAGCUGACGUUUAUCGAUUUGACACAUGUUUUCUCUUUUCUUUGCACGUGUGACCAACUUCACGUCAUUCACAUCAGUCAUUGUAUAUGGUGUUGGACGAACUACACAAAAAUAUCAGUCGAAAAGUUGUAAUUUGAUUGUAAAAAUCCAAAUAAAAAGAUGGUCGUGUGGAGUUCGACAAUCCGAUCAAUUGCUCAACCUAGUUUGACGAAUAUUUUAUCGAAACCCGGCGCAAUCCAGGCAAUCUGCAAAAAUGUUGCGAUUCAGGUGCGACAUGGCGGUCAUGGUCCUCGUAUGAUGGAGAUACAGCCAUCACGUUUCCAAUGGAACAAAUUUAAGGAUAAUCUUCAUUUCUACACUUUGGUCGGAGCCAUCCCAUGUAUAGCCAUCAUCUUUAUAACAAAUGUUUUCAUUGGCCCAGCCCAAUUGACACCAAUUCCAGAAGGAUACGAUCCAAAACACUGGGAAUACCACAGACAUCCGAUUAGCCGUUUCAUGUCACGAUACAUUUUCCCAACUCCACAACAAGAUUACGAAAAAACGUUGCACGUUUUGUAUGUCGAAAAUGAGAAGAAACAAUUGCGAUUUUUAGAAGAAAAAGUGGAAAAUUUAAUGAAAGAACGCCGAGAUUACCAAGCCUACUAUUAUCGCCCAGUUACCGCCAAGAAUCUGCGCGUAUCACGAGCUGCGACCGACUUUUUGGAAUCACUUUGGGGUGAUAAUUAGAUUAUGUGCUAUUUACUAUUUAAAAGAAAUGUUUAAUUGAUUGUAGAAAGAGCACUCUCGUUAUGUUGUGUCAUGUGGAUGCUCUUAGACAAACACCAUGGAAAAUUGAAUAAAAAAAAAAAAUUAAA